Messenger RNA from Oreochromis aureus, 4648 nucleotides. RefSeq names its product adhesion G-protein coupled receptor G5-like. Lineage: Eukaryota; Metazoa; Chordata; Actinopteri; Cichliformes; Cichlidae. Gene Ontology annotation, cellular component: membrane. The transcript is spliced from 17 exons. The record is from RefSeq and is a predicted model, not a curated record. Gene Ontology annotation, molecular function: G protein-coupled receptor activity. The coding region runs from base 162 to 2261 and encodes 699 amino acids. Gene Ontology annotation, biological process: adenylate cyclase-activating G protein-coupled receptor signaling pathway; cell surface receptor signaling pathway.
GUAUAUUUGUCAGUAACAUCUGUAAGUUGGACGUGAGUUGCUGUGAAAUUCGACAAUGCAAAACAUAUUCUCAUUUGGGAAAUAGAAGCCAGAACUUACUUUAAUUCUCAGGCUGUGAUAAGAUAAGAUUCAUUUGAAGAUUUCCUUUUCUCAUUAGGAUAAUGUUACUACUGGAUGUAAAUCAUCGCCGGAUGCUUGCUGUGAAGCUUCUGUUUUAUGGGAUAUUCCUCAGCAACCACAUAAGUGAGGGUGUUUUCACAGGCCAAAAUGGAGACUGCACACCCAAGAAUACCCUCUUUAUCAGUCCUGAAGCACCAACUCCACAGUAUUUUCCAUCACAAACUAUCUACCAAAAGGACAAUGGAACUAAACUCUGUUUCAACAUCCAGCCAAACAAUAACCCUGCAGGUUGUUGUAGAGAAAACAAUUUCAACUGUAGCAUUAAAGUAAAAAUUGAAGGACCAGGCAAAUACAUCCUAAAUGCAACUGAAGAGAUUUUAUCUAAGCAAGAUAUUGUGGUGAUGGAGAAUCCACAGUAUAAUUAUUCAUGCAUGCCAUCACAGCUCUACAACAGCAGCAGCCCUGGUUUUCUUUAUCAGGUCUACCGCUGCUUGAAUGAAAGUACCAAAAGCGUUAGAGUGAAUGCUGACAAUUGUUCAGAUAAUUCAGCCAAUACUGGAGUGGUUUGCAAAGAUGUAACAGAAACACACUACGUUAUCUUCAAGAAUAAAACCUGUGUGUUAUGUAAGAAACCAGUCUUGAAAAGUCUAGACAAAGAGAUUAAUUAUACCCUGACGGAAAUUCCUACCAGCCCAGACAAAGCAAAAGAUGCCAUGAAUGUUCUACCAUGCUUGUUGAAACACCUGGGUAAUGCCAGCACAGCAGCAGUGAAAAUGGGCAACAUUACAGGACUGAUUGCCAAACUGCCCCAGGAAAACCAAACCAACAUGAACUUUGCCUUCACAGAAAACUCUGGAGUAAAUUCUGUUGAAGAAGAAAACAGCCAUUCUUUGACGGGCCCAUAUCGUUUAAUGAAAAUUCCUAAAGAGGCCAGCAAAAUGGCGGUGGAAAGAAAUGGCUCAUUUCUUGGGAUUCUGCUUUUUCCAGAAAUGCAUGCGGACGACAACAGUAAAUACUAUUUAAACAGUGAGAUAGUGGGAAUAGAAAUGGGGGCAAAAAUACAAAACCUUUCACAACCCAUCGAGAUUCAGUACAGUAAUGUGGACAAGAAAGGAGCGAAUGCUUCUUGCAUCUCUUGGGAUGGAAACAGCACAGAUGCAAACGGGAAAUCACUCUGGAUCACAGAUGGCUGUCAAACAGUGGAGACCAAUAACAGCAUCACCUGCCAGUGCACACAUCUAACCUUUUUUGCCAUACUCAUGUCACCUCCACCUGCAAACAUCAGCGCUUCUGAUGUUAAUUCUCUGACCUACAUCACUUCGAUCGGUUGUGGACUGUCGCUGUUUUUCUUGAUCGUCGGUCUCUUCAUGCACGUUCUCGUCAGAAAAGGGAAAGCAAGCGAAGCAACAAAGAUUCUGAUGAACCUCUUUGUCGCCAUGUUGAUCCUGAACUUGUCCUUCUUGACCAAUGAGAGCAUUUCAAAUCUGGGUAUCAAAGGUGCAUGUGUGGCAAUAGCAGCGGCUCUGCAUUACGGCAUGUUGGCCACUUUUACCUGGUUCUUCAUGCAGGCUUUACACUUGUACCUCAGUCUACGUCGAAUCUGCACUGAGGUGAAACAUUACAUGCUGAAGAUUUACGUCACAGGAUGGGUCAUACCGGCUGUGGUGGUGAUCGCUCUUCUUGCCUCCCAGAAAUAUAAUUCUAUUAAUAUUAAUACAAAUGAAGGGAAAGCAGCAACAAUGUGCUGGAUCUCUGAUGCUGGUAUCCACCAGUGGGUGAACAUCGGCUAUUAUGCUCUGGUGUUUGUCUUCACUUUGAGUGUAUUCAUUGUAACUGUAAGGCAGAUCGUUCUAAUGCCAAAAGCAGGAAAAGCCCAAGACAAUAGUUCCAUUAAGAGCAACACUUCCACCAUUCUGGGCCUGUUCCUCCUUCUUGGCAUCACCUGGGCUUUUGCUUUUUUCAGCUAUGGACCUUUGCUCCUCGCCUCCUACUACAUCUUUACCAUCCUCAACUCCUUUCAAGGUUUCUUCCUGUUCAUCUACUAUUAUAAAUCCAGCAAGAUUAUUGGAGACGGCAAAAUCCACACACAAAGUAGCAGCACAGCUACAUCAAAAACAGCUGUAACGUCUCCUUAUGGAUAAGGCUUGCUGUUUUAUCAUAUUUGAGACAAGAGGGCAGCAUUUUAUUUCAUAUAGUUCCAGUAGGUUACUCUGUGUAGAAACAACUUUGUCAUUUUUUCCAUGUGAUCUCCGCUGAAUGGCUUGUCUAAGAUGAAAUCACUAACCCGGUUUACCUUCUUUGACACAAAUACUCAUGUCGAGUAGAGAUCGAGUGGUUGCCCGGAUGUAAUUUGAGACCACAGCGCUAUGUUUGUUCCUAUGCUUUUAUAUUUUAACAGAAAACUUGUCUUACUCACUCCAAAUCAUUCAUAGAAGGCUGUGAUUCAGUCAGAGUACGCAACCACAAUCGUAAACAUGUCAGGAUGUUAAAGUGUAAAAUGUUAAAGUGGGAAAGUGAAACAUGUCAAAGACAUAAUGACAUUUUCAAUUUGAUGGCAGUAACACCUCUCAAAAAGUUGGGACAGGGACAUGUUUACCACUGUGUAGCAUCCCAUCUUCCUUUAAACAAAAAUUUUUAGUUAUCAUUUCAUGGUGUGUCAAAUGUUCUUAGGAUGGAGUAUGCAGUUUAGCACUCUCUUGCUGAAAUAUCCAAGCAACUCCUUGAACAAGACUUUGUUUGCAUGGGAGAAUAUGUCCAUCUAAAACCUGUAUAUACCUCUUUUCCUUUUACAUUCCUCCAGAUGUAAGGCAAGGCAAGUUUAUUUAUAUAGCACAAUUCAACAACAAGGUGAUUCAAAGUGCUUAAAAGCUGCCAAUUCCAUAAGCAAUAAUUCCAAUUGUCAGGAAUUUAACUGAGUAUUGAUAACAAGCUGGAUGGCCCCUCUCCUCUCAGUGUGGAAAACACAGCAUCCAUAUGAUGUGUAUGUCAAAUACGGGCAAGAUACUAACCCCAAGUUGCUUGUAGGAAUGUGUAUAUUAGUUAGAAAGCAGUUAAAAGCAUAGAAAACAGUGGUUGCGUGAUUGGAUGAUUGUGGUAUAUUGUACAAAGCACUUUGAGUGCUCCAAGAGAGUAGAAAAGCCCUAUAUAAGAAUCAGUCCAUUUACAAUGAUUUUUAGAGCAAGUGCAGUGAUUUCCAUGACAGAAUCAUGUCUAUUUAAAUGCAGUGCUCCCUGAGCACCCAAAGACUACAACGACACAUUUUUGCAUUGGUAUCUUCAGAUUCUCCAAGUCUUUUAAUGAUAUUAGCACAUAUUAAAUAUUUGAAUCUGUAAAGCAUGAACCAUGAAAUAAUUGCAAGAACAUCUUUUGAAAAUAGAGUUAUCACUAAACCUGGCAAAUGAAUUUUACAUAUAUUUUAAUUUGCAUUUAUGAGUUUUCAUUUGUGCCACAUUUUCUGUAUUUUUUGUAAUUGCUGUGUAAUUGUUUUGUUAUUAUUACUUUCUUUGGGGGGUCACACUGAUAAUGUAUCAAAAUCUCAAAAAUCCACAUAUCCCUUAUGAUACACUAGGUAUUAAAUUUAUGGUGGGGAGUAUUAUUCUGAAAUAGUCCCACAAUUUAUAGACAUUUUUUUUGCACACUGGUGAACCUCUGCUGAUGUUUGAAGAUACCCUUUUGAUACCUACUCAUGUUACUGACAUGUUGCCAGUUAACCAAAUUAGUUCUCCAGCUGUUUUAGUACCACUUACUUUUCCAGCCUUUCAUUUUCCUGCCAUUAAAUUUAAAAUGAAAAUUUUGUCAUGAAACCAUAAAAUGUCUCAGUUUAAACAUUUACUAUAUUUGAUGUGUUCUAUUGUUGAUAAAAUAUUGGUUUUGUAAGUCAUUGAUUCAGGUUGUAUCACAGAGCUCUUAAAGCAGCCUUUUUUAACUGAAAUGCUUGUCAACUUGAUAAAAGAGCAGAAGAUUGUAAAAGCAAGGUGAAGGGAAGGCUUAUCCCUCAUAUCCUACACAGUUUCAGGGCUGAACUCGCCAGUUAGUCUGCCGCGUGCCUUCAAAUAAUUACUCUGAGUCUGGAUAGACCAGUAGCCACUGUGGUGGAAGCUCAGCUGGCAAACAAGAAAUGAGCUCAACGCUACUUAUAGUGAUAAGAUCCCUGAAGUUAUUUGGACGUUGAAACUAUUCUCUAAAAUUUACCAUAUUUUACUAGCAUAUAUGUGGAUAGGAUUAUCUCCUUUUUUCACUGCACUACAUAUACAUACAUAACUCCUUUGUAUGUUGUUGAUUUUUUUGUCAAGUCAUUCAUUAGUAUUUAUUUAUAAAAUAGCUUUUUUGAAAUAAAAAUUAUAGCUAUAUAGGUCUAAUUUGUUCAAUGACUUUUUGCUAUGUUAAUAUAGUUUUCAUCUAGAAAGCUCUAGAAAGCUAUUAUUGUAAUACUUUUUUCUAUUUUAGGACACAAUAUAAUUUUCAUACAUAUAAGCAAAGUGUUCUGGGAAAGAAAAAUGUGUAUACACAAUAAAGUCUUAAAAGAAAA